AUGAUUCGUGGCUGCUCGCAAUUAACUGCCCUGGUGUCACGCCGAGUCGCUUUUGACAACCCGGUCAAAGGCGAAGCGCCCAUCGGGAACUCACCAAUGAACAUGCAAGCUCCCUCCCCACGACCAGGUGAUUGUAGGCUAGUCGUGCCCAAUCCCGCAGUAGUUUCUGCAUUGGACGAACAGGGAUCGAUUCUUCAUCGCACAUUCCCCGGAGCGGCCAGUCCGCGCCCGGUACGACUACUGUAUAUAUGCAAUCUCACGGCCCGGGGGCUUUUACCCUCGAAGUCCUGGCGUCUUUCACUCCGUCAUAUCUUUCUUCGCCUCUGGCUCUGGUAG
Penicillium lagena is the source of this 336-nucleotide messenger RNA. RefSeq lists its product as uncharacterized. Bases 1 to 336 code for a protein of 111 amino acids. The transcript has a single exon. The record is from RefSeq and is a predicted model, not a curated record. NCBI's taxonomy places the organism in Eukaryota, Fungi, Ascomycota, Eurotiomycetes, Eurotiales, Aspergillaceae.